Messenger RNA from Parathielavia appendiculata, 1492 nucleotides. RefSeq lists its product as uncharacterized. The record is from RefSeq and is a predicted model, not a curated record. Gene Ontology annotation, cellular component: COP9 signalosome. Bases 308 to 1057 code for a protein of 249 amino acids. The transcript has 3 exons. Lineage: Eukaryota; Fungi; Ascomycota; Sordariomycetes; Sordariales; Chaetomiaceae.
GAGCUCGCAGCCCAGAAGUCCUCAUGAGUGCCCUUAAGUUACAGUACAUACACGUGUACUCUACAUCCGCUGCUAGCAAGCAAACUUGGGCCAGAUGUACAAGUACCACCAUCACUCUGUGCAGCUUCAGCCUUACCAUAGCUCGCCUUCCCCACCAACCAUCAGCAACAAGGCUGCAGCCUAAACAGCGACAAACCACAAAGCCUGGGAUUUCAGACCCUGGCAAGAGUUUCUCUCAUCUUCAUUCCGAAACUUGAAUUGGAUGUAUUGUACAAGCUGGGAUCGACUGGACUGAACAUAGGAAAACAUGGAGCAGACCAAAGCGCUUAAUGCUCUCGAGCCUUUUCUAGCUCUGAGCAAAUCAGCCACGUCCCCGCGUGCUGCCGCCGACCUGAUCGUGCGAGUGACUUCGGCGCCGAAUACCUACAUCUUCACUGAGCUGCUUCAGACCCCACAGAUCCAGGCGCUCGCCUCGUCUGACGAGUUCGCGCCGUACCUGACCCUCCUCCAAAUCUUCAGCUAUGGCACCUACUCCUCCUACACCUCGACCGCCGGUCUGCCCAAGCUCAACGAUGCGCAGCGUCUCAAGCUCCGCCAGCUCUCACUCCUGACCCUCGCCAAGAAACACAGCAACAAUCCGCCGUCCCCGUCCCUCGACUACGCUUCCCUCCAAAAGGCCCUCGACCUCCCCAGCCGUCAAGCCCUCGAAGAGCUCGUAAUCAGCGCCAUCUACGCCGGCCUGCUCAAAGGGCAGCUCAACCCGAAGGACUCCCUGGUGCAGAUCAACAGCGUCUCCCCGCUGCGGGACGUCGCGCCGACUGCCAUCAGCGGCCUCCUCGCGAGCCUGCAAGCCUGGGCCGGGCGGUGCGAGGCGACGCUGUCAUCCCUCUCGUGCCAGAUGACGCAGCUGCGAGCCGACGUCGACCGGCGCGCGGCGCGGGCCGCCGCCCGCACACAAGAGACACACAAGCUGAUGGAGAACGAGCAAAAGGUUUACUCCCAAAUGGCGGGCCAAUCGCAAACACCGGCUCAGCCGGCCCGGCGGACCUCCAAGUGACAUCGGCCGUCAAGGGCCGCACGGGGGAUCCGGAGGACGGCGGUGCGGAUGGCGACAGUGAGAAUGGAGUGAGUAUGGAUGUGGAUUGUGAAGGGAGGGGUCCGGAUGGGAAGAACCGGGCGAGUAAGCGGAAGUUGGAGGCCUAAGUGCACACAAGACCCGGUGAGGAGGGUCUGCAAGGGGUCAUCAUGUAUACCCCGUCAAAAUAAAUUGAUGAAUGCCUGUAUCGAUGGCGAUGAGACAUUCACAAGAUAGGUCGCUCUGAUCGGUCAAAGAAGACCAGGAUGAAGUCCAGCGCAGUUAGCUCCGUUGGGAUGCAAUCCCUCUAGCUCAAGUACUGAAUGGCCCACGACACGGGGGUAUUUGGUAUCGUACAUCGGCGGUGAGUGCAAUGAAAAGCCAGGACGGAAAAACAGACAGCAACGAGAACAGCUU